AUGGCCAGUAUAAACGAUGCGCUAGACCUUAAGAACAUGGCCCAGCGUAUUAUUCAGGGGAAUGGAACCCUCGAACUAUCGCAUGGUCUCAGAACAGCUGUCCAAGAAGUUUCAGCUCCCCCAACACCAAAUCCAAUUCAACCAGAUGUACUCAAGGACCAGCGUUCAACGACGCCACCGAUAAGUGUAUUGCCUUCUCCAUAUGAUACGCCCGCAGGAUCUAUUCAUGCAGGGUCUUCAUCAGCAACACCCGACCAAAACCUUAUGGUGGUCAAGGAAGAGGCUGGACUGUCAACCAAACACGAUGACGGCCAUCAUAUCGAUACAGACACGUCUAGUGCUAGUACUGUAAACACUAGUAAUGAUGGCUCAAUAACUCCAGCCUUGCCAUCAACGGCAACACCUGCUUUUGCUGAUCAAGUAGCAUUCUCUCCAAUAGCAGGUGCUCCAGCCAUGCUACCAUACUAUUAUCAAUACUACCAAGCUCUAGAAACUGCUUCAGCUGAAGUCGCUGCUCAAUACCCUGGAUUUGGAACAGACGGUCAAUGGACGCCAGAAGUUAUUCAAGCUUACGCCGAAGCUGCUGCAACGGCUGUAGCUGGAUUGGGGUUAGCGCCUAGUCAGGAGCUUUUAAAUGGUUUUGCUAAUCGUCUGGAUUUGGCUUCACUAAUGCCACCGCCGUCGGGCACGGCUCAACUCAAUCAUCAGCCACAACAUCAACAGCAGAAUGUGGUGGCGACCGAUUUACCUCGUAGUAGUGUGCCUCUUCUUGCUCCAUAUGCUUAUCAUGCAUCGCCCUAUGGCUAUAGCUAUGCCAAUGGAAUCAACUCACAGAAUAGCAUAAACGGUAACUCUAGUGGAGAUGUGAAACCCACAGUGGACAGUAUGGGUAAUUUGAUGAGGAGAGGGUCAAUAGCAUCAUCCCUUAACAUGACAGAUGACUACGACGAAGAAUCAGGCACGAUGAGCUCGUCCUCUGCUAAUGUUGGUGCAGCUCAAUUCCGAAAACGUCGUCGCCAUAGAGGCACCAGAUUCACAAUGCAACCACGUAAAGUCAAACGUCAACCUCAUAUUAGUAUUACUCAGGCAGACGUGGCCAUUACCGAUAUGGUGGAAUUCUUACCUGACGGGAAGCUGCCUUGUCCGUGGCACGGAUGUGGUGAAUUCUUUGUGCGAAAGUAUAAUCUACGAGUUCACUAUGCUUCUCAUCUUCGGGCUCAAAGACGAAAGCAAAUUGAAGCUGCUGGUGGUGAUGCUGGCGGUGGCAGUAGCAGUGCCGGUGUUAGUGGUGGAAUUGAAAGUGAUACCCAGAUGGAAGAGUAUGAAUAUGAAGAAGAACCCACUCCACCUCCGCAACUUCCUCAACCAGCAAUUCGUCGUGGACGUGGCCGCCCACGAGGUAGUUUCUCUCGUCGUAUCUACUCUUAUAGGGUGCCUGCAGAUGAUGAUGAACCAGCUCCGUCCGAUCAUAGUCAGUAUGCCAAUCAUAGUCAGUAUGAACAUAUAAAGCAGGAACAGCAACACCAACAACAGCAGCAGAACGAAUAUAUAAGUCAACACGAAGAUCAAGAUGUAACUGAAGACGAGCAGGACUCUAAGCCUUUCAACGUUCCGUUUGGUGAUCGUAAUGUAUAUAAUAGUAACGACUUUCGUCAGGUGCCUGUAGACGAAGAAGCUACCGAUGACGAAGAACAAGAAGAGGAGCAACACGUAUCCCAAGGCAUCUCUCAACAACAACUGCAACACGAGCAACAACAUUUCCACAUAAAACAGGAACCUCCCAUCACACCUCAUAACCGCGAACCGAUUUCUAUGAAGGAAGUCUCGAGCAAACGUAGUAACAAUAGCAGUGGUAAAAGCAUUGAUCGUAAUGGCGCUGGAAUGAAGAGGACACCAACCACCGUCCGUGGAAUCAGUGGAGCCCUCUUGCCUAACCCUAGUAGUGAUGAUACCCCAUCGUCGUCAUCUUUAUUUGGAUCUCGCCCUCGUCGUAGUGGAGGCAAAACGCUUUGGAGUCAAGACUCUGAAGACGUCGGGGGUUACUCGCAUCGAUCAUUGUCUGAUGUAGGGUCAUAUGACGAUGAAGACGACGACAAUGACGAAGAAGCAGAUGCACAAUCAGAUGGAUCGGAGGACUCUAAUGCUUCAUCCUUCUCCGCUAAUGGUAGCAUGCAUAGACGAAAACGACGUGCCACCACCGCAAAUAGUAAUAAUAGUGCCUCACGACCAUCCUCAUCACUUAAAGGUGCUAGUAGUCCCUCAUGGAUUGACUUUCCAGCUAACGAGAAUGCAUCAGAGAUUGUAUCGCAAGUAAAUCCGGAUCAUAAUGGCAGAUACCCAUGUCCUCAUCCAGGUUGUGAACGAGCAUUUGGCAGGAGGUUUAACUUGCGAACUCAUUACUCGGCUACACAUAUCGGAGAACGCAAGUUUGGAUGCCCAAAAUGCACCAGACGCUUUGCUCGACGAGCUGAUCUUGCUCGACAUAGUCGAUUGAUGCACUCGUGA
Synchytrium microbalum is the source of this 2505-nucleotide messenger RNA. RefSeq lists its product as uncharacterized. The record is from RefSeq and is a predicted model, not a curated record. Lineage: Eukaryota; Fungi; Chytridiomycota; Chytridiomycetes; Synchytriales; Synchytriaceae. Gene Ontology annotation, molecular function: DNA-binding transcription factor activity, RNA polymerase II-specific; RNA polymerase II cis-regulatory region sequence-specific DNA binding. Gene Ontology annotation, biological process: regulation of transcription by RNA polymerase II. The transcript has 2 exons. The coding region runs from base 1 to 2505 and encodes 834 amino acids. Gene Ontology annotation, cellular component: transcription regulator complex; PcG protein complex.